AAGAGGUUAAAAAAUGGGUAGUCAGUCGGACUGGAAUAAUGAUAUGAAUGAAUAUUCAUCCGUAGAAAUAAAAAAUUCUGAGAAGCUCACAGAAGAAGAUGAUUUUGAUUAUUAUUAUACUGAUGAUAACAUAGCGAGGAGGAGAGAGGAAACCGACCUGAAAGGCAUUGGGGUUGAAGAAGAGAAGAAAGAAAAGAAGCAAGAAAACACCAAAGUAUUUGUUCAACCUUGCUGGGUAAAGUUUAUUGUGCCAGUUAUUGCCAUCAUCAGCCUGACAUUUGCAGCACUGGCUGUAUAUCUUUUGGCCUGGAAAAUCUACCAUACAACCCAUGGAGAAAUGAGGGAAGAAUCAGUCGUUCUGCUAGGAGGAGACUAUGGCAUCACUGAGAGUUAUCCUUGCAAUUUGUCGAUUCCAGACGUACCAAAUAGUAGCUAUGCUCCAGGAGCAGCAGUACUAAAAGGGGUUAUUUACUACUGUGGGGGACGGUUGGAUGGUGUCAUCAGGAAUGAGUGCUACAAGUACAUGGGAGGAAGUUGGGUCCCUGCACCUUCUAUGAAGGAAUCUAGACAAUAUUUUACAAUGACAUCCUUUGAUGACGUCAUUCUUGUAACAGGAGGGGAUUCACGCUCAACGGAAAUGGGAAAAUCAAAAUCCAUUGAGAUAUUUGAUGGAUAUACCUGGACACUUUUAGAACAAAACCUGUCAUUUGGAAGAGCUGGUCAUUGUCCUGUUAGAAUCAGUGACUCUACAGUAUUACUCAUUGGAGGAUACAUCUCAAAUAACACUGAUAUUUCGACAAUAGAGCUCUAUGACUUUUCUGGGAUUCUUUUAGCCACUCUUCCAGAUAUGCCUACACCUAGAACUGGAGCAGGGUGCUCUUUGUUCCAGAAUGAAAUCUAUGUAUCAGGUGGCUCCUUGGGCGGGUAUAUCAAACAAACUGUUGAGGUUUACAAUCUUGAAGGCCGAGUUUGGAGAAACAUCCAGUUAAUGAAACGGCACCGAUAUUUACCCAUCAUGGCAGUUGUCAAUGGUAACCUAAGUGUUUAUGGAGGACAAGGAAGCCCAAGCUCGAGUAUGGAAGUUUACACUGAAGAAGGUUGGGUUGAAAGUAGUAUGAAGUAUAAUCAUGAUGGUCAUGCUGGUGUGAUAGUUGUCUGCAAUUAAAAUAUUCAUAUUGUUAUACCUAGACAGUAAAUACAUUUAUUUUCUACUUUA
Molecule: messenger RNA, 1216 nt
Organism: Eurytemora carolleeae
Lineage: Eukaryota; Metazoa; Arthropoda; Copepoda; Calanoida; Temoridae
Product: kelch-like protein 3
Exons: 11
Coding region: 14-1165 (383 amino acids)
Molecular function (GO): protein binding
Source: RefSeq, a predicted model, not a curated record